UACUUUUUUACUAUCAGAACAUUCAACAUUCAGAACUUGGGAAAUUAGAUUUUGAAAGGUAAAUUAAUUUCUCAAGUGCGUCGUUCAGUAUAUAGUAUAUACUGAAGUGACUAAUAGGUAUUUACAAAUCAAAUCAUUUAUCGUUUUAAAUAUAAAAAUCAAUUGUCGGUCGCCUAAUGCUUUUAAAUAUUACCUUGCAUUGGUUUAUAUAAUAUUUUUGUUACAUUAAAUUUGUUAACUACUAAAGUGUCAUCAUUUUAAUAAAAUGGAAUUCAGUUGCAACUUAAUUAAAGUUCAUUUAGCCAACUAUCUAGCCAAUUUACCAUUACCAAAUUCAUUUCUUGGUAUUUUCAAAUUAAGUGGUAAAGAUAUAGUGAAAUUAAUUCCGUUUUAUGCUACAAUUGGUGGUGUAUGUUAUCUUUCAUACAGAGUUGUCAAACCAAGACACCCAGUUAACCCAUGCAUUAAAAAAGAAUCUCCAAAAGUGGUUGAUGGUUUUGAUAUUGAAGAGUUAGGUGAAAGUACAGCAUUUUGUCGUUGUUGGAGAAGCUCUAAAUUUCCUUUAUGUGAUGGUGCCCAUAAUAAGUACAAUGUUGAACAAAAGGACAAUGUUGGACCAUUGAUUAUUAAGAAAAAAUAAAUCAUUAUUGCUAAAUCAUCACAAUCUUCUAUCAGCAGUUGUCGUUUUGAUAUCUUCAAGCUGAAAAAAUGAAUGGUUGAAAAAUAUUAGUUCUUAUCUUAUAAUUUAAUUUUUUUUUUUUUUUUUUGUUAAAAUUAUAUCAUCAUUAUAAAAAUAAAGUAUGUCUAUUCUAUUUUCCAUUUCAAA
Aphis gossypii (cotton aphid) is the source of this 826-nucleotide messenger RNA. RefSeq names its product CDGSH iron-sulfur domain-containing protein 1 (gene Cisd2). Gene Ontology annotation, molecular function: 2 iron, 2 sulfur cluster binding. Gene Ontology annotation, cellular component: mitochondrial outer membrane; intracellular membrane-bounded organelle. The record is from RefSeq and is a predicted model, not a curated record. The transcript is spliced from 4 exons. Lineage: Eukaryota; Metazoa; Arthropoda; Insecta; Hemiptera; Aphididae. Gene Ontology annotation, biological process: regulation of autophagy. The coding region runs from base 266 to 640 and encodes 124 amino acids.